AUGGACCGUGGGUGGUUUGACUACAACUCGCUAUCGAUGCUGCCACAGCAGGCCCAGCCCCUUUAUGUCAACCGCCCUCGCUUACCUCCAGAUCACGACACUGCUCCAAGUCGCCAUGGAGUAGAAUACCACUCCUUCACAGGAGCACCCAAAUCUAAUGCAAGGAGGGCAACUUCGGCUAGCCAACCCGAGGGUGCUGAUAGCGUAUCAUCACAACCAAAGCAGCAGAUUGUGAGACCAAUACUUCCUCGAGAGGGACUUCAGUUUUUGAGCCCCCCUCUCUCUCCCAAAAAUCGAUUAUGGGAGGCUAGCAGCAUUUCAAAUCCUCGCAAUACGGGAAGAAACAUAGUCGGAAGAGAAAACUUGCAUGAUGGUGAGCGGAAAUCGUAUUCUCCUCCUUCUGGAUAUAAUUCCCAUUGUGCUUCUGAAGUGGGGAAUUCGCAGAAUUCGACCCUCUCACUAAAUUGCGGCAGUCAGGGAGGGCUGACGAAAUCAGUUGCGCUGCCAGAUGCUUCGCCAGUGAAUAGGUGGCAACAAGCCCAGGAAUACCGACGAAAGGUCUAUCAAGUACCAUACCGCGAUCCGCGUUUAGAUUUUACCAUUGUUGGCGUUGAGCAGAACGCCGAAUUUUGGGUUGGCCAGCUGGCUCUGGCCAUGACUAACGUUCACAACGUAAAAGACCGAGAAGGCUCGCAUGCGAUGAAGAUGUUCCUUCCUAAUGUGUAUGACCCUCUUUUGGUAGAAGCGACUUGCAGGGAUAUACUCCGUUCGUUGAUCGACCGCUGCAAGAACGGUUUUCGUGGACCGAAUACUUUCAAUAAAGCAAUCAAGCCUGGGAAAGAAUUGGAGGCUGAUAAAACAGCGACGUGUGAAGAGAGACUUAGCAAUAUUAUACGAGCUUUAACGUGGAAUAAGAGAGUUUGCAAGGACGUGUUGUACGACGACUGGAAGAUUCGUUUGCUGGUAAAUCACCCCCUGGCGUACGACAGGGAAAAGGAUUCUCAGAAAGGGUCGAAUGAUCAGCGCAGAUUAAGACACAUUAAAGAGCGAGAAAAAUUGAAGAAGACUGAGGAGGAGCUCCGGGCUUAUCAAAUUGUUAACACGCAGACCCAGCCUGAGAAUACGUCUGAACAAACGAAUCUUACUAGGAGUCAUGACUCUACUGCGACCGUGAGCAUUCAGCAAGGCAACUACUUUGCGGAAAGAAUUUUACCACAUCAACCCCCUUGGACUAGACAGUUGAUAGGCUCUUCCUUUUCUUCGCCAAUGAUGCUAAGUCUCAAUUCGCCAGCAACGAGGCAGGGGUUGGAUGGGAACAACACAAGAGGGAUGAAAAGGACACGACUGGGGGGUGGAUUUGAUGAUGAUGUCAACGAAACAAAGCAGGCGAAAUCUGAGAAACAGUGA
This is a messenger RNA of Lindgomyces ingoldianus, 1407 nucleotides long. RefSeq lists its product as uncharacterized. The record is from RefSeq and is a predicted model, not a curated record. Lineage: Eukaryota; Fungi; Ascomycota; Dothideomycetes; Pleosporales; Lindgomycetaceae. The coding region runs from base 1 to 1407 and encodes 468 amino acids. The transcript has a single exon.